Molecule: messenger RNA, 2127 nt
Organism: Aureobasidium subglaciale EXF-2481
Lineage: Eukaryota; Fungi; Ascomycota; Dothideomycetes; Dothideales; Saccotheciaceae
Exons: 2
Coding region: 1-2127 (708 amino acids)
Biological process (GO): protein phosphorylation
Molecular function (GO): protein kinase activity; ATP binding
Source: RefSeq, a predicted model, not a curated record
AUGGCCGACGCGGAACCCCAGCGUCAAAUGUCUCUCAUACCAUACACUUCUGAUUCUCAGGAAAUUGUCUUACGCCGUGGUAAUGCGAUCGUCGUGUUCGAUCCAGAGUCGCGACAGUUGUCAUUACAUGAUGAUACUCCCCAGACCGCUAUUGGAGGUCUCGACUUGCAGCAAUGUCCAUAUUGCCAUCGACCUCUGAACGAUGACACGAACACACGCCAGUAUGAUUCCGAAGAUGCUGAGGCUCCCACGCAGGAGCAGAGCACUUUCGUCAAUCCGGAGUACUUUCGCAUGCUAGCACAUAGCAUACCCAGCUCAGCAGCGACCUCAAGACCAGCUUCACCGCUCAAACAGCUUCCGGGUCUACGAUCUGAUGCGCAUUCUAGAAAUGUUAGCGCCUCUGGUCCUCCCAGUGGUAGUGAGUCUGCAGGUGGUGCACACCCGCCAGGUACGGCCAACCAAGGCAUCAAAGACGAUAGCUUUUUGCCCAACUAUUUCAAGCAUUUCUUCAUCGAGAAGCGUGAACUAGGCCGUGGCGGCUGCGGAGUCGUGCUUCUCGUUGAGCACCACCUGGAUCAGGUCUUUCUCGGAGAAUUUGCUUGCAAACGUGUACCAGUUGGCAAUGACCACGGCUGGCUGGAGAAAGUCUUGAUCGAAGUGCAGCUACUUCAAAGACUGACACACCCAAAUCUGGUAUCUUACCAUCAUGUCUGGUUAGAGGAUGCACAAAUCACCAAUUUUGGACCAAGCGUACCAUGCAUCUUCAUCCUACAGCAAUAUUGUAAUUCGGGAGACUUGCACAACUACGUCCUUGGUUCGUCAAAGGCUACAAGUACUACUGAGGUCUUGAAAGAGCGUAUGCGAAGACGCUCAAAAGGCGUUUCAGAACGUCCGAAAGAUCUUGGGACUCGCACCAUGACCUUCGAUGAGAUCUUCUCGUUCUUUCGGGACAUCACAUCCGGUCUGCAUCACCUACAUACCAAUGGCUACAUUCACCGUGAUCUCAAGCCAUCAAACUGUCUUCUCCACAACGAUGGUCAGAAAAUGUCAGUCCAUGUUUCAGACUUUGGCGAAGUUCAAGCAGCGAAUGAACAACGCAAUUCUACUGGUGCUACAGGCACGAUAUCGUAUUGUGCUCCCGAAGUGUUGCAACGACAGGGUGCUGCCUACGGAGAGUUCACCACAAAAUCCGACAUUUUUUCUUUGGGCAUGAUCGUGUACUUCAUGUGCUUCGGAAGAUUGCCCUACCAGAAUGCCGAUGCUUUGAACGAUGAGAACGAGGAUCUCGACAAGCUGCGUGCCGAAGUGUCCGCCUGGCAUGGCUUCGACGAUGCGACAAGAGCUCGAGUGGAUCUACCGGAAAAGCUUUACAAGUUCUUGAAGAGGCUACUCAGUCCCGUUCCAGCGGAGAGACCAAGCACAGAACAGAUCUUGCAGGCCAUCAAAGCUGGAGGAGGAAUUGACGAUAUUCUCAUGAGCUCAGGCAGGGCAGCGGGAGAGUCACCUUCUCUACAAAACAUGAGUUCCCGCAUCUCAUCUGUCGAUUCACCAGCUCCGAAGAAACUUUCACGUGCAUACACAAACCCGAACCCUUCACGGCCAGGAAUAUCUCAACUAGCAAGACACCAAUCUGGCGAACUUGUACACUCAAGGAGUCCUCCUCUACAGCCCCGUCGCUUCAGUAGAGAUAUGGGCUCAGGGAGUGGUAGCAAUACCAGUACUCCAUCACCUCCAGACACAUUCGCACUCACUUAUCGUGGUCGGGAUAUUGGUGCACCUCCCCUUUCAAAGCAUCCCUCUCGACUUAUGCUUCCGCCUCCGCCUGCUCCAUCAAACCCUGUUUACGUCCAUCCAAAUCUGCUCUUUAUCUUCAAACUCCUUCUUUUUGGCCUGAAAUUCUUUUUACUGAGCUAUCCUUGCUCUCCAUUUGCGCCUAGGAUAUGGCUGACAUAUCCGCUCAUGGGUCUUGCCACGCUGGACCUCACGAUAUGGAAGUCCAGUCUGAAGACAAGUUUAAUACUGAUUGUUGUGCAUGCGCUAGUUCCUGCGGUUGCGGCAAGAUGGGGCACGAUGUGUAACGGUGACGGUGUAGCAUGGGACAGCACAAGGCUCUACGAUGGACUCUAA